AUGUGUAAAUACAGCCAAUACUCUGAUAAAGCUCUCAAGUCAGCCAGUAUUCCUGGAAGCUCAAAUGUGGCUGCUGGCAGUAAUCGUCGUCUUCAGCAGACUCAACACCAAGUAGAUGAGGUUGUUGACAUCAUGAGAGUGAAUGUGGACAAGGUAUUGGAGCGAGAUCAGAAGCUGUCAGAGUUGGAUGACCGUGCUGAUGCACUGCAAGCAGGAGCUUCCCAGUUUGAGACCAGUGCAGCCAAGCUGAAAAGAAAGUAUUGGUGGAAGAACUGUAAGAUGUGGGCAAUACUGAUAGCUGUGGUUCUCAUUAUCAUCAUCAUCAUUAUUGUCUGGAAUAUGCCUUCAUGAGUUACAGGAAGAAACUCAAAUCAACUGAAGGUGCCCAUCUUCAGCCUCUCCACUUCAAACCUGCUGUAUUUUCAGCCCAUUUACUGCUGUUUAAAGCAAAACUGUUUUGAUUACUGAAAUGUUAGCUAACUGUACCUGGUUGCCUUAAGACACUCCUGUCAUAAAUUACUAACAAGCACAGC
This is a messenger RNA of Aptenodytes forsteri (emperor penguin), 533 nucleotides long. RefSeq names its product vesicle associated membrane protein 3 (gene VAMP3). NCBI's taxonomy places the organism in Eukaryota, Metazoa, Chordata, Aves, Sphenisciformes, Spheniscidae. Gene Ontology annotation, cellular component: plasma membrane; SNARE complex. The record is from RefSeq and is a predicted model, not a curated record. Bases 1 to 351 code for a protein of 116 amino acids. Gene Ontology annotation, molecular function: syntaxin-1 binding; SNAP receptor activity. The transcript has 5 exons. Gene Ontology annotation, biological process: vesicle-mediated transport; SNARE complex assembly; vesicle fusion.